AUGGCGUCGACAGAGAUUGUUGCUGUUGUUCAAUUUGUAGAUGUUAAGGUUAUAUUAGGAGGUGUAUUUGUCAAAAAAAUAGGAGAAUCAAGAGCAAUUACAAAAUACAUAGCACAUGCCUACGAAGGCAAAGGAACAUCUCUUAUAAACAAAGACAAAAACCAAAUGGCAAACAUAGUCGUGUGGAUGGAAGUCAAAGCUCACCGAUUCGAUCCUAUAGCCACUAAACUCAUUCAUGAGCUUCUUUUUACGGACUUUUUUGGCAAGGAAAUCGACAACGCGUUUGUUGAGGAGAAUGAAGCACAAUUGGCUAAGGUCCUUGACGUGUAUAAGGCACGGCUAGCAAUGUCCAAGUACCUAGCUUGUAAAUAUUUCACAUUGGCUGAUCUUGAUCAUAUGCCUGCCCUUCAAUACUUAAUGCGUACAAAAGUGAAGCAAUUGAUCGAUGAACGCCCUCAUGUUAGUGCUUGGUGUAAGGAUGGCUUGACUAGGCUUGCUUGGGAAAAGGUUUGGGCUUUGCAAGAAAAGAGGUUGAAGUGGUUGAACUAA
This is a messenger RNA of Chenopodium quinoa (quinoa), 549 nucleotides long. RefSeq names its product glutathione S-transferase-like. The transcript has 3 exons. Bases 1 to 549 code for a protein of 182 amino acids. The record is from RefSeq and is a predicted model, not a curated record. Lineage: Eukaryota; Viridiplantae; Streptophyta; Magnoliopsida; Caryophyllales; Amaranthaceae. Gene Ontology annotation, molecular function: glutathione binding; glutathione transferase activity. Gene Ontology annotation, cellular component: cytoplasm.